Neocloeon triangulifer is the source of this 3220-nucleotide messenger RNA. RefSeq lists its product as uncharacterized. Gene Ontology annotation, cellular component: external side of plasma membrane. Gene Ontology annotation, biological process: biological process involved in interspecies interaction between organisms. The record is from RefSeq and is a predicted model, not a curated record. The transcript is spliced from 25 exons. NCBI's taxonomy places the organism in Eukaryota, Metazoa, Arthropoda, Insecta, Ephemeroptera, Baetidae. The coding region runs from base 15 to 3122 and encodes 1035 amino acids. Gene Ontology annotation, molecular function: odorant binding; carbohydrate binding.
CCCAGUUAACAAAUAUGAAUUGGUACUGCAUGUUGCUAUCAACGUUUUUGGUUACAUUAAUUGUUGAGGAUAGUUUUGGAAAGCAGAAAGAAGCAAUUGUUGAACGUAAAGCGAAAUCACAAAAACACAGUAGAACAAUUAUCAUCAAAUGUUGCGGUUUCGUAAAAUGCUUAGAUCACAUAUCAACGCGUAGGGCAUCAACCUUGUCAAAGAUGACUUCAUCCACAAAAAGAAACAGCUCUUUAAAUACCGUUACAGUUCACCCUACAACCACACCUACAGACGCAGAAAUUGGAGCUGUAAAUAAUGUCACUGAUGUCCCUGUGGACAAUUUCAUCCCAACUUCUGUGCAACUAAAGUCAGAAGAAACGUCAUCCAAGAGCGUAAUGGAAUCAUCAAGCGCAAUAUUUUCCACUGAAAGCACGGGCCUUGCCGUAACCAACAGCUCCCCGGAUACAGAAAUCACCACUUCCAGCGACAUUUUCAAUACCACGGAAACUCAUCCUCCAAUUGCGCAAAUUACAGACCAAAACAAAUUAUUAACUGAAACUUUGCAACCCUCAACAACAGCAGAUCAAAAUAGUAAGAAAAACGCAUCAGAAACUUCUAUAAAUUCGUCAGAUAUUGGAUCAACAACAAUGUCUGAUCACACGUCAAGCCCUUCAAUUACUUUAAGAGUUACCAAAAAAGCUGCAACGACCUCUACAGAUUCGAAAAAUGCAUGUGAAGCAUCAAGAUGUGAACAGCUUAAUUUCAACAUAAGCACAAAUAACGCCCUUCAAGUUCAAAGUAAAGGGAAAGUUAUAGUGAGAAGCGGAAAAACGUAUUUGAUGAUGUCAAGUAAUGAGUCUCAAGCUCAAGCUGCCAGUAACUGCUAUUCUGGGAAUAUGUCUCUUGUAGCCAUUCAAGAACUGCAAAAAAUUACAUUUAUCCAGCAAAUGUUGAAAGAUCUCAACAUUUCACAAAUUUGGACCGUCGGUUCCAACGAAGGAAACGAUUCAUGCCUGAACUAUGAUUUGAAAUUUGCUUGGUGUCCGACGAAUGUGGACAUUCCUGCUGUAAUUUUGGAUAAAGUCAAUGGCUCAAGUUUGGCUGAUUUGGCGCAGAAAGCUUUGGCUUUGGUUUCUGAUGGCUCAGUUGCUAAUUUACUUGCAAUUCCUUCUAUCACAAAACUGCCUUAUUUGUGUGAACUAAAUUAUAUAAAAAUAGUAUCUCGAGAUACAUGCUCACCAUUGGCUACUUUGAAAAAUACUUCACUUUUUGACGAGAAUGGAAAAUUGAAAGAUGGAGAAAGAUACGGAAAUUGGAUGACAAUUUGCAACAAACGUUACCUUUUUUCUAAUAAACUUGGAACUUGGCAGCAGAAUUGGGAUACAUGUUGCAGCCUCGGCAUGCGUCCCGUUUGGUUUCAGGACGCGUCCGACAUGGCAUGUCUGUCGAACGCGACCAAAAGCAACUGGACGUUGAAUUACAAUUACUGGACGGCCGGGCGGGCGCAGGGGUCGUGGGGUCAGUGGGCCUUUUGCGCCCCCCACGGUCCCCUCACCCUGCCCGACUCGCUCUCGUGGGCGGCCGGACAGCCGGACAACGCCAGUCCGGACGAAUUGUGUCUGCACAUGCUGUUCGGCAAAAAUGGAGCCAAUCUCACGCUGUCCGACCGGAACUGCUCUCACAAAUAUGUCAUCGCAUGUCAGGGUAUAACGAAUCUAAGAACACUUUGCAAUAAGCCAAGUUGCCCUUCAACGUGUGAGAAAAACAAAAAGCUUUUCUCUGAUAACAUUUUGACUGAUCUCUUUGUUCACGGUCAAUGGAACACUGGAUGUGGGAAGGAAUAUUUGUUUUCGUCAAAAUCCAUGAUUUGGGCAGAAGCUUGGUCAUAUUGUUGUUCAGUUGGAAUGAAAUUGGUUUCAAUUGAAGCAUUGAAUGAGUUGCAGUGUAUGACAAAUAUGGUGGCAAAAUACCCUGCAGCAGUAUAUCCAUAUCAAACUGGGAGAGACUUUUGGACUUCAGGGACUAACACGGGCUGCCCAGGUCCGCACUUUUGGUGUUCGGAAAACGACAAAUUGCUAAAAGAGGAAAUCGUCAAUUGGAAAGACGGAAAAUUACCAACAGAAAGUGCAGAAAUGUGCAUUUUCUUAAAUCUUUCAAACAAAACCGUAAGCGGAACGUAUCUGGGUGAAGAAAGCUGCAACGUGGAAAAACCUUUCAUUUGCGAAACUUUACCAGCUGCAACUAAAUCCCUGCAAAUCAAGAACACGUGUCAACAAAUUUGGAAAGUGACGGAUCUGGAAAUCCAAAUGUACAUAAUGAAUAAAGCAGGGGACGUUAGGACUCGCCCUAGAAAUUUGAAAUGUUACAUCAGGUGUUGCGGGAAAAAAGGAGAAAUGAUACAACAUGGAAGCAUAGUAUCAGAUCAAAUUUUGCGAGGACUAGAAGAACUUUCUGCCAGCAAUGAGUCCGAAAUGCAGAGUGCUUUUGUAGGCUUUGACUCCUGCUCUACGAUUAAGAGAAAUGACGAAUGCGUGACCAUGGCUGAAAUUUUCCAAUGUGGAAAAAAUACUUCACCAAAUCUUACUCUUGGACUUGUUACUUUAAACGAAGGCAGUGCAACCGUGAUUAAAUCCGCCACUGGUGGCAUCAACACACAAUUACGUGUGUGCCCCAAAUUUUCGUCUUGUGUACCAAACGUAACUCAAAUCCAGGAGCUGAACACAACUGGCAAAUUGCCGACAGGAGGAGUGCUGAUUACCUCUUCGACAGGCAAAAAGUACUAUGUGGUGUACGUGCCUGUAAUGACUUGGGCUCAAUCCCAAACAUUGUGUUGUGAGCUUGGAGGCAACCUUGCAAUUUUCGAAACAUUGGCUGACUUCAACGCGUUUAUGAAAAUUCUACCUGCGUUGACGGGAAAGUGGGCUUACAUUGGACCAACUUUUGACAAUGGCGAUGGCACCGACAGUUGGUGCUCAACUUUCAAGAGACUACCGGAUGGGGUGAUCGCAAACACUAGCCUGUUCUACAGAAACCAAAAAGUUGCUAAUCAAAUUUACCUUGAUAAUAACAAGGCCAUCAUUAAUGGCGUUAUAAACGCAAAUUUUGUUUUAUGCGGACCUUUGCCUUAUUAAAUCAUUGGAAUUUUUCAAGUUCAUUGAGGAAACUUAAGUUUUAAUUCAUUCCAAUUACCCAUUAUUUAUCAGAAUGUUUUGUAUUUUGUGCAAUUUCA